Phaeoacremonium minimum UCRPA7 is the source of this 1710-nucleotide messenger RNA. RefSeq names its product putative gtp-binding protein. The record is from RefSeq and is a predicted model, not a curated record. Bases 1 to 1710 code for a protein of 569 amino acids. Gene Ontology annotation, molecular function: mitochondrial ribosome binding; GTPase activity; GTP binding. Gene Ontology annotation, cellular component: mitochondrion. The transcript is spliced from 4 exons. Gene Ontology annotation, biological process: positive regulation of translation. Lineage: Eukaryota; Fungi; Ascomycota; Sordariomycetes; Togniniales; Togniniaceae.
AUGGGCUUCGACAGCCUCCCGGCCGAGUACGAGCCGAGCUACAGCACGCUGAAGAAGGAGAUGACAGACCUCGAGAAGCGGAUAGCGGCCAUCCCUAUUGAGCGGUAUCGCAACUUUUGCAUCGUCGCACACAUCGACCACGGCAAGAGCACCCUGAGCGACCGGCUGCUGGAGCUCACGGGGACGAUCUCUGCAAGUGAUGGUAAUAAGCAGAUUCUGGACAAACUCGAUGUCGAGCGUGAGCGAGGAAUCACCGUCAAAGCCCAGACAUGCACCAUGAUAUACAGAUACAAGGGACGAGACUACCUUCUUCAUCUUGUCGACACUCCGGGCCACGUCGAUUUCCGUGCCGAAGUCACUCGCUCCUACGCGUCCUGCGGAGGCGCACUGCUCCUCGUCGAUGCGAGCCAGGGCAUCCAGGCCCAGACUGUUGCCAACUUCUACCUAGCAUUCGCGCAGGGCCUUACCCUUGUACCAGUAGUCAACAAGGUCGAUCUUCCAACCGCAGACGUAGGUCGGGCGGUGUCGCAACUCCUGGAAACGUUUGAGCUCGGCGCAGAGGAUGAAGGCGGCAAGGGCGGUGCACCAGUGUUAGUGAGCGCAAAGACAGGCAAAAACGUCGAGGCGAUACUCCCGGCUGUUAUUGAGAGGGUGCCUGCUCCUGUUGGCGACCACAAGAAGCCGUUACGAAUGUUGCUCGUGGACAGCUGGUACGACACAUUCAGGGGUGUCAUUCUACUGGUGCGCGUCUUUGACGGCACGGUCCGGGCUGGGGAUCAACUUGUAUCGUACGCGACGGGGAAGAAAUACACCGUCGGCGAGGUCGGGAUACAAUACCCGAACCAAGUGCCACAAUCAGUGCUUCGCGCCGGACAAGUUGGGUACAUAUUCUUCAACCCCGGAAUGAAGAAGAUUCAAGAUUCAAAGAUUGGCGACACAUUCACGACGGUUGGCAGCGAGGACAUCGACCGUCUCCGGCAGGAACACGGUGCUAGCAUCAUCAUCACCGAGCCCUCAGUCCCGUCCCGCGUCAUCUGGCGCGAUGGAACCGAGACCGUAAUCACCAACCCAGCAGAGUUUCCGAGUCCCGAAGACCCUCGUGUUCGUGGCUCAAGGUUCUUCGAGCCCUUUGUGAACUCAACCAUCACUCUACCAGAGGAGUAUCUUGGUCGCGUCAUCGAGCUGUGCGAAGCAAAUCGCGGCGAACAGAUCAGCAUAGAGUUCUUCCAUGCGACACAAGUCAUUCUCAAGUACGCAUUGCCAUCUUCAAGCCUGGUAGACGACCUCUUCGGCAAACUCAAGGGCGCAACCAAGGGAUACGCAACACUAGACUACGAAGACGCUGGCUGGCGGGAGAGCCAACUAUCCAAACUCCAGCUGCUUGUCAACAAGAAGCCUGUCGAUGCAAUCUGCCGUGUUGUACAUAGUAGCCAAGUCGAUCGUCUGGGCAAGCAGUGGGUUGUCAAAUUCAAGGAACACGUGGAUCGCCAGAUGUUCGAGGUGGUUAUCCAGGCGGCGGUAGGAAGGCGGAUCAUCGCGCGGGAGACGCUCAAGCCCUUCCGCAAGGAUGUGUUGGCAAAACUUCAUGCCAGUGAUAUCUCGCGGCGGAGGAAGCUGCUAGACAAGCAAAAAGAGGGCAGGAAGAAGCUGAGGGCGAUUGGGAAUGUUGUCAUUGACCAGUCGGCUUUCCAGCGAUUCUUGCAGAGGUGA